AUGACGCACCUCCGCAUUAGUGACACCCGCUACCGCGCCGCCCUUCCUGCUGAGGACCACUUUCUCUCGGUCUGUCCCACCACCCUCACUGUUGACCUCCUCGAGAAGGCCCUCCUAGCGGCGGAGAAGAGCAUCGUCGCUGUAGGAGCUUCUCGGGGUGGCCCUCGCACUCCCAUCUUUGAGGGGUGCUCUCCUUCCCCCCUGCUGCCCUCUCUUGCCUUUGCUGCAGCUGCCGACUUACUUGGUCUUGAGUCGGUCGGCGCGGCGUCUGCCCUUAGUGGGAGACGCCGCUCUGGCAAGGGCAAGGGGGGCAAGGGCGCGGGUGGAGCUGGAGGGGGCGGUGGAGGUGGCGGUGGAGGCGGCGGAGGGAGUGGGGGUGGCGGCGGGAGUGGUGGCGGCGGCGGUGGUGGUGGUGGCAGCGGCGGAGGAGGCGGCGGUGGUGGCGGCAGCGGUGGAGGUGGAGGCGGCGGAGGAGGCGGAGGGGGAGGCGGUGGUGGCGGAGGGGGUGGAGAUGGUCGGGGUGGUACCCCGCAGUGGAGCAGCUCUGGGAGUGGUCAGCGCCAGCAGCAGCAGCAGCAGCGUUCGCGGGACAUCCCUCCGCCCCAGCAGCUCCGUGAGUGGUACACGGAGCGUCAGCGAGGUGGGGGUACUGGUCCGUGCACCUACGUCCUUCGUUCCGGCGACCACGCGGGUGAGCAGUGUGGGGGUGCCCACCCCACCCUGCGCUGCUUUGGCCGCCUGACGAACGCUUGGCGUCAGCAGUUCCCCGAGGCUAGUGAGAUCCCCCGCUGGGGAGAGCUGUCUAGGGCUGGUGUAGCUAUCUUUGAUCUUGACUUUGAUGCUAUCCUUGCUGCUAUGUAUGCUGUGACUAUUAGUGAGGAGGGUGACUGUUACCGGUGUUUCCCGCCCGACCCGGGCAUUGGUACUACUGCGCUCGGUGCUUGUGCGACUGCUGCUCUAGGUGCCAGUGCGUCUACGCUCUCAGGUACUAGUGAGGCUGCGCUCUCAGGUACUGGUGAGACUGCGCUCUCAGGUACUGCGUCGGCUUCGGCCUCCCUCACUUUCACACUUGACUACGGAGCUUCUCGCUGCUUCUUUCGAGACCGCACCACACUCACGCCGCUUGGUCGGCCGGUUGCAGUCUCCCUGGCUGACCCCUCGGGGGGUCCUGUCCUCUCUUACUUUUCCACUGUCCUCCUAUGUCCGGCUGCCCCCUCGGGCACCCUGUCUGGUCUGUACCUUCCCUCGUUCUCGACGAACUUGGUGAGUGGUGCGGACCUGCAGGAUGCGCGGGUUCACCAGUUCACUCCUGCGAGUCAGCGGGUGACCCACUGCACGGACGCACGCACAGGUCGGCACCUGGCCACGUUCUCUCGUCCGCCGGGGUCGAGCCUCUACACCCUGACCACUGAGUCUCCUCCUGUCCCUGCGUCUAGUCAGAUAGCUGCGUCAGGUCAGGUGUUUGCUGCUGCGUCCCGGUCUGGCCCUGAGUCUGCCCCCUGUUCGUGUCGCCUCCUAUCUCACGAGACUCUUCUAUGGCACCACCGUCUUGGCCACCCCUCCUUGCCCCGUCUUCUGGGCAUGGCUUCCCGUGUCCUUGUCUCUGGUCUUCCCCAGUCCCUCCCUCCCCUUCCUUCGGGACCAGGACCUUCCUGUGUCCCCUGUGUCGAGGGGCGCCUCAGGGCUGCUCCUCACUCCUCCCAGUUUCCCCCGACAGAGGCUCCUCUGCAGACACUUCACAUGGACGUGUGGGGCCCGGCCCCAGUCCGUGGGCACGGCCACGAGCGCUACUUCCUGCUGGUAGUUGACGACUACUCGCGUUACACCACAGUCUUCCCCUUGCGCAGCAAGGGUGCUGUCACUGAGACCUUUACGCUUCCGGACUCUCCACAGCAAAAUGGGAUUGCUGAGCGCCGCAUUGGCAUGGUCAUGGACGUCGCUCGUACGUCCAUGAUGCAUGCGGCUGCCCCCCAUUUUCUGUGGCCGUUUGAGUUCGUCUUGCUGUGGACGGGGAAGGUUGGCGAUGCGUUUGCGUUCCGUAUCUGGGGAUCUCGGGCGUUUGUCCGCGACUUGUCUGCGGACAAACUGUCCCCUCGUGCUGCUCCCUGUGUCUUCCUUGGCUUCCCCCCUGACGCUCCAGGGUGGCAGUUCUACCACCCCUCCUCUCGUCGUGUUCUGUCCUCCCAGGACGUCACGUUCGACGAGUCAGUCCCCUUCUACCGCCUCUUCCCCUACCGCACUCCUUCUCUCCCCCCGCCACCGGACUUUCUUGUGCCGGUAGACGCAGUUGACCCGGUCGAGGUUACUGGUGACUUUGGUGCUGCUGCGGGUGCUGAGCCUGGGGGUGCUGACUCUGGGGGUGCCGUGCGCGUGGAUGCUGAGCCUGGGGGUGCCGAGCUUGGAGGUUGCGACUGCAGUCAGAGCUGCUGA
Messenger RNA from Closterium sp. NIES-65, 2430 nucleotides. The record is from the annotation of a GenBank genome assembly. NCBI's taxonomy places the organism in Eukaryota, Viridiplantae, Streptophyta, Zygnematophyceae, Desmidiales, Closteriaceae.